CAGCCAACAACCUUCUCGCAUUCGUGUUUGUACUGGCACUUGUUUAUCCCUCAAGCAGGUCGGGGAUUCCUUCACCCACCGAGAGAUUUCUUUCCACAUCUGUAGAGACCUUGAAAUUUCAGCGCUGGAAAUGGCCAACUCAGAGGGUGAUAAACUGUGGGGAGGAAGGUUUGUCGGAGCCAUGGAUCCAAUGAUGGAGAAGUUUAAUGAGUCUGUUUCUUACGAUCAACGCAUGUGGGCUGCAGAUAUACAAGGAAGCAAGGCCUAUGCCAAGGCUUUGGAGAAGGCCGGGCUGCUAACAAAGUCGGAAAUGGAUCAAAUCCUAAAUGGAAUGGACAAGAUUCAUGAAGAAUGGAGCAAAGGGACUUUCCUGAUCAAAGACGGAGACGAGGACAUUCACACUUCUCAUGAACGGAGACUGAAGGAACUGAUUGGACAAACUGGGGGGAAAUUACAUGCUGGUCGCAGCAGAAAUGAUCAGAUGCCGACUGAUGUGAGAAUAUGGCUACGAGAUCACAUUUCUGAUGUGUCGGGCCACCUGAACCAGUUGAUUAAGACAAUGGUGGAGAGGGCGGCUAGGGAGAUUGACAUCCUUUUUCCUGGUUACACUCACCUGCAGAGGGCCCAGCCAAUUCGAUGGAGCCACUGGAUGCUGAGCCACGCUGUAGCCCUGUCACGUGAUGCUGAGAGACUGGAUGAAAUCAGGAGAAGAACCAACGUGCUGCCUUUGGGAAGUGGCGCCAUCGCUGGGAACCCUUUUAAGGUCGACAGAGAAUUCCUUCGUAAAGAACUGCAGUUUGAUGCCAUUAGUUUGAACAGUGUGGACGCAACUACUGAGCGAGAUUUUAUUGCUGAGAUCCUGUUCUGGUGUUCCCUGUGCCUGAUUCAUCUGAGUAAGAUCUCUGAGGAUCUAAUUAUUUACUGCACCAAGGAGUUUGGAUUUGUAACGCUGUCUGAUGCCUACAGCACAGGGAGCAGCCUGAUGCCCCAGAAGAAGAACCCUGACAGUUUGGAACUGAUUCGAAGCAAGGCUGGCCGUGUGUUUGGGAGGUGCUCAGGGUUUUUAAUGACUUUGAAAGGACUGCCAAGCGCGUACAAUAAGGACCUGCAGGAGGGUAAGGAGGCAGUGUUUGAAAGCAUCGACACCAUCAUUGGGGUACUGCCGGUGGCAAUGGGCGUAAUCUCUACACUACAGGUGAAUGAAAAAGCCAUGAAGAAUGCUCUGAGCCCGGAUAUGCUGGCUACAGACCUAGCCUACUACUUGGUUCGAAAGAAGAUGCCAUUUAGAGAAGCCCACGGUGCCUCAGGAAGAGCGGUUCAUUUGGCAGAGUCCAAGGGUGUUGAAGUCAGUCAACUCUCCCUGGAUGAAUUGAAAACUAUUAGCCCGCUGUUUGAGAGCGACGUAUCAAAGGUGUGGAACUACACCAACAGCGUGGAGCAGUACACAGCGGCCGGAGGCACCACUCGCUGCAGCGUGAUGUCCCAGAUCGAGCAACUGAGAGCCUGGCUGAACGGAAGACAGAGCACUUAAGACCUUCACCCUCUUCAACACUAUUAACAGAUUCUUUGGACAUCCAUGUGAUUUACCCUUAGGUGUACACAACUGUGUUGUUGAUCGUUGGAUUGUGUUACCAUUUGGGAAAUAGUAUUGAUCUGCUAAAUAUUCAUGAGUUUUUAAUGAGCCUUGAAAUCUGUGACUGUGUUAAGCAAUGACAAUUUACAUGGUAAUUAAGCUUGAACGAACAUUUACAUUGUAAUUGAUUGCUGCUUUGAUAGACUGCCCCACUGGACUGUAUCCAGGUGUAACGCUUACCUGAAAUAAACCUUAACAAUAAAUCAAUGGAGUACAUGUUGGA
Amblyraja radiata (thorny skate) is the source of this 1856-nucleotide messenger RNA. Its product is annotated as argininosuccinate lyase-like. Lineage: Eukaryota; Metazoa; Chordata; Chondrichthyes; Rajiformes; Rajidae. Gene Ontology annotation, cellular component: cytosol. The record is from RefSeq and is a predicted model, not a curated record. The transcript has 17 exons. Gene Ontology annotation, molecular function: argininosuccinate lyase activity. Bases 131 to 1531 code for a protein of 466 amino acids.